UCACACCCGUCUGUCGAUAAACAAAACUUUUACGCUUUCAAACACACCUACAUGCACAUAUAUGUAUAUACAACCAUUAGCAUAUAUCUCUUACUAUAUGGUAUAUGGAUUCUCUUACAUUUUCCACAUAUAAAAACAAAAAAACAAAAAAAAAAUACAACGCUUAAGCCAUUUAUUCUUCAUUAAUCGUACAAACAAACACACACAUAGAACUGUAUAUGGGACUUACACCACAGCGUACAUAUGCACAUUUUGCAGGCACUGUGUGACGAGUGCGACGUCUUCACCAACCGACAGUUUGACCAGUUUGCCAGAUAAUCGCUUAGUUCGCUGGACGCUUGGCUGUUUUUGCUGCCAGCUAAUUUACCCAUCCGGCUGGGCGAGUGCUAGCUGCUCUGGCUCAUUGGGCUCAUUUGUCGAUUUGUCAACGUCUGAGUAAAGUUUUUCGAAAAUUCAACAAUCACAUUUAGUAGUAAAUUUGCUGAGCGCUGUUGUAGCGGUUUUACGACGGCGCACUGUGACGAUCAUCAUCGAGUCAGAAAGCGUUUAGAUAACACAUCUCUCCUUCGUACAUGGCGAUGACGUUUUAUUUCGCGUCAAUUUUGUUUUGUUUAUUUUAAUGAAAUUCACUUAUCUUGAAAGCGUGCCAGCAGAAGAACCCUUAUUAACUCAACGACAAAGUGUAUAAAAAUGCAUUUAGAACGAAAACGAAUGCAAUCAAAAGAGGAACAAACGAUAAAACUCAAGUGUUACUUUCCAUCUAAAUAUGUUGGUAUAAAAUAAUUAUAAAAAUUAAUAAUGUGAAGAAACAAAAUAAGGAAGCGAAUAAUUAAAUAGAAUAUUUAGACAUUUUCACAAGCUAAAUGAAUGCAUAAAAAUUGCAAAACAAAAACAAAAAUAUUGCAGUUCAUAAUUUUCCUACCGGAAAUACCAUAUGUAUAAACAAAAUGAAAUUGUUAUUGAAAGUGAAUUCAGAGAGAGCUCGCAAACGUUAUGUCGGCUUCACAGCGAACACAGCAAACACGGCGGCAACAACAGCAACAGCAACAACAAAACGCAUAAGCCAAAAUAAAACUAGUGCAAACACCUCCUUCUAUCAAAAGCUCUCCACAUCCUCUAAACUCUUAAUAUUGCUCAUCAUUGUUGUGAUAAUUGUGGCUGGUGUGGUGUUAUAUACUGAAAUACAAUUAAGUAACAAAAAAGAAAAGCCUAGUCGAAUAGUUUUCGGUAACACUUAUGAGCUUGGCACAUUUCCAAAUUUAGGAAAUGGACAUCUGGUGGUUGAUCGCGAGCAAUGGGGCGCCUCGGAAUUGUCGAAAACUCUAACAAUACCACUAAAACAUCCAAUACCUUAUGUAAUCAUAACACAUAUCGGCGUCCAGUCGAUACCUUGUUUGACCGUAUAUAAAUGCUCAAUUAAAAUGCGUACAAUACAAGACUCGGCGAUUGCGGAAAAAAACCUUCCCGAUAUACAGUCGAACUUUUAUGUUGGCGACGAUGGCAACAUUUAUGUGGGUCGCGGUUGGGACUAUGCCAACACUUAUGCGAAUGACACAUUGGCUGUUACAUUUAUGGGCGACUAUGGACGUUACGAACCCAGUGAGAAACAAUUGGAAGCGGCUCAAUAUCUGUUAUCACAUGCUGUCGCCAACAAAUUUGUUGAUGUGCAAUAUAAAUUGGUGGCACAAAAUCAGACAAAGGUGACAAAGAGCCCUGGUGCCAAUGUUUACCGUUACAUUAAAAAGUGGCCACACUUUUAUCCUUGUGGUAUUGGCGAUAAUCCGAGGUGCGGCGUUGAACUAGAUAUGCCAGAUGUUUGGAAUGGAACGAUGUAGGACUCAUAAUGAUAAUUAGAAAUUGUGUAUAAAUAACAAAUACUUGAAAAGUGAAUAAGUAAACAAACCAUAUAUGUGUAUUAUAUUUGUUAUUUUACUACACUCAUAUCCUCAUAGCGUUAAAACUCUCUAUUUGUAUAUAUUGUUAUUAGCAGAAAACCAAUUAGUAGUAAGUCAAUUUACAUUAUUUUAUUUUAUUUUAUCUAGUUAUUAGUCGAAUAAAGAGUUUGGAAGAAAUUACAAUAAAAAAUGUUUGAAAAUAAUUUA
Molecule: messenger RNA, 2102 nt
Organism: Ceratitis capitata (Mediterranean fruit fly)
Lineage: Eukaryota; Metazoa; Arthropoda; Insecta; Diptera; Tephritidae
Gene: PGRP-LA
Product: peptidoglycan-recognition protein LA
Exons: 6
Coding region: 948-1835 (295 amino acids)
Biological process (GO): peptidoglycan catabolic process
Molecular function (GO): N-acetylmuramoyl-L-alanine amidase activity; zinc ion binding
Source: RefSeq, a predicted model, not a curated record